AUGGCUAGAUUGAUUGUGGGUUUGGGAAUUGUCAUGCUAAUGUUUAUAGCAUUGGCAGAGGCGACUCCCCCGGGAAUAGCUGAUCAUCCAAGCCAUUCUCAUUGCUCAGAUGAUGAGAUUAAGCAAUGUAAAAAUCUUCCUCAUGUCUGUCCCAAAUUCUGUCCAAAUGGCUGCAUAACCGAAUGUCGUUCUUGCAAGCCUAUUUGUGUUGAUGGCCCAUCUCCAACUCCACCACCUUCAGUGCCAUCCUCAUCUCCACCUCCUCCAGCUUAUCCACCACCUACUCCUAAACCACCCACACCUAAGAUGGUCAAGUGCAAGAACAAGUACUACCCUAGUUGUUAUGCUAACCAGCAUGCAUGCCCUACCUCUUGCCCCGAGAGUUGUCAAGUCGAUUGUGUCUCUUGCAAACCCGUUUGUAAAUGUGACCAGCCUGGAGCAGUUUGCCAAGAUCCACGAUUCAUCGGUGGAGAUGGAAUUACCUUUUACUUCCAUGGCAAGAAGGACAAAGAUUUUUGCCUAGUUUCAGACCCUGAAUUCCACAUAAAUGCACACUUCAUCGGAAGGAGAAACGAGAACAUGAAGAGAGACUUUACUUGGGUACAAUCCAUUGGUAUCCUUUAUGGAACUCACAAAAUCUCAGUUGCUGCACUAAAAACAUCAACAUGGGAUGAUUCCAUUGACCGUCUAGCCCUUCAUUUCAACGAUGAACCAAUAUUUCUUCCUGAAAGUGAAGGCGCGAGUUGGAAGUCUGAAACUGUACGUAAGACCUCAAUUACAAGAAUCAGCAAUACUAACGAGGUUGUCAUUGAUGUAGAAAAUGUAUUGACAAUCACAGCCAAGAUUGUGCCUAUUACGGAGCAUGAAUCGCAAGUACAUAACUAUGGGAUAACGAGUGAUGAUUGCUUUGCUCAUCUUGAACUUGGGUUCAAGUUUGUAUCUUUGAGUGAUGAAGUGAAUGGUGUUUUAGGCCAAACUUAUAAGAAAGACUACGUGAGCAAAGUUAAAAUGGGAGUUUUGAUGCCAAUAAUGGGAGGUGACAGAAAAUUUGCAGCUUCAGGACUCUUCAAUGCUGAUUGUUCCGUAGCUAGAUUUCAAGCAAAUGAAGAACAAUCCGACAUUUUUAAGGCUCCCAUGAACUUAGAGCUUCCAAGUUUGAAUUGCAAUAGCGGAAUUUAUGGACGUGGAGUUGUCUGCAAGCGAUAG
Molecule: messenger RNA, 1206 nt
Organism: Solanum verrucosum
Lineage: Eukaryota; Viridiplantae; Streptophyta; Magnoliopsida; Solanales; Solanaceae
Exons: 3
Coding region: 1-1206 (401 amino acids)
Source: RefSeq, a predicted model, not a curated record